This is a messenger RNA of Hordeum vulgare subsp. vulgare (domesticated barley), 2152 nucleotides long. Its product is annotated as IQ domain-containing protein IQM2-like. The record is from RefSeq and is a predicted model, not a curated record. NCBI's taxonomy places the organism in Eukaryota, Viridiplantae, Streptophyta, Magnoliopsida, Poales, Poaceae. The transcript has 9 exons. The coding region runs from base 189 to 1883 and encodes 564 amino acids.
UCUCACACUAGCAUAUCGGAUAAUUAGCUCCACUGACAACAAGCUACCAAACCACCACCAGUCGGUGCUUUGUUUACAGGGGAGCAGAGGGCAAACAGCCCGACGACAGCAAACAUUCAAGCAGCAGGCAUACCUCACCUCACCUCACACGUUCUUGCUGGAGGCGGGAGGCGAGAGUUUCCGUGAAGAUGGGGAUCAUGUUCUCGUGCCCCGCCGAUGACUAUGACCCGAUGGACGCGCCGGCCGACGGCGGGGAGGGGGAGCCGGCCAUCCUCAGGGCCUUGGGCUCCGGCAAGCUGCUCAUACAGGGCUCGCUCAGCUUCAAGCGGGAGCAGCAGCUCGACCACACCUCCGGCUCCCUCCAGCUGGAGACCGAGAUCUCCAUCAGGGCCGGCGACAUUGCCGCCGAGGCCGAGGCGCCUCCGCCGCUUAUGCCGAGGGCGCUUGCCAGGCUGAGGGACGCCGACGGGGAGAGCCCGCGGCACGAGGCGGCGGCGCUGAGGCUGCAGAAGGUGUACAAGAGCUUCCGCACGCGGCGGCAGCUCGCCGACUGCGCCGUGCUGGUGGAGCAGAGCUGGUGGAAGCUGCUGGACUUCGCGCUCCUCAACCGGAGCUCCGUCUCCUUCUUCGACAUCGAGAAGCAGGAGACGGCCGUGUCCAAGUGGUCAAGGGCCAGAUCCCGGGCUGCCAAGGUUGGAAAGGGGCUGUCCAAGGAUGACAAGGCGCAGAAACUCGCAUUGCAGCAUUGGCUCGAGGCGAUUGACCCGCGUCAUCGCUACGGCCACAACCUGCACUACUACUAUGAUUGCUGGCUCCAUAGUGAAAGCAAACAACCGUUCUUCUACUGGCUUGAUGUUGGAGAAGGCAAAGAGAUCAAUCUUGAAGGCAAGUGCUCUCGGUCCAAGCUUCUGAGCCAGUGCAUCAAGUACCUUGGUCCGAAGGAAAGAGAGGACUAUGAAGUCGUAAUUGAGGACAGCAAGUUCAUGUACAGGAAAAGUCGGCAAAUAAUCGACACGUCCUUCGGCCCGAGAGACGCAAAGUGGAUCUUUGUUCUUAGCACAUCUAAGAGCCUGUAUGUUGGUCAGAAGAAGAAAGGUAAAUUCCAGCAUUCUAGCUUUCUUGCUGGGGGAGCUACUUCUGCUGCUGGGAGACUGGUUGCUGAAAAUGGGACUCUCAAGGCUAUUUGGCCUCACAGUGGUCACUACCGCCCAACAGAGGAGAAUUUCCAGGAGUUUAAAAGCUUCCUGACGGACAACUUGGUUGAUCUCACUGAUGUUAAGAUGAGCCCAUCAGAGGAGGAUGAGGAAUUUUGGGGUAGCCUCAAAAGGAUCGCCUCGGAGAACGACAAAUAUGAAGAUGACCCUGCUGCACCUGAAGAAACUGGCCCUCUUCAGAAAGCACAACUUGUUCAAACAACAUCUACAGAGAGCGAAAAACGCGAGGAACCAGCGGUGGCAACACCGGGUUCAUCAGAAGAUGCCAAAGCUACUGAAGCCUCCACUAGCAGCCACAUGUCUGAAAAGGACCUACAAAGGGGUGAGCAGGCACCGGUGCCGCGCGAGAAGAUCCUUCAGAGGAUCAACUCCAAGAAGGACAUGAAAUCAUACCAGCUCGGCAAGCAAUUGUCUUUCAAGUGGUCAACCGGGGCAGGCCCUCGGAUCGGGUGCGUGCGCGACUACCCUUCGGAGCUCCAAGCGCACGCACUUGAGCAAAUGAACCUGUCACCAAGGUGCGCCACUGGGUCUGUGUGUACUCGGUUUGCCUCACCAUUGAGGCGAAGCUUCAACUCCAUUGUGACAAGGGGGUGUGAGAAUGAGACGUCCACGCCGAGAGGAGAAUUCCGGUCACCUCUGCAGCAUGGUGUAGUUACAGAUGAGAGGUGAAAUGAGCACACCUGCAGUUGCAGCUACCUGAAGCGCCCCAAUCAACUGGAAAUACUGAAAUGCAUGCAGAUGUGUGUGAUAGUAGGAAAAAUAAAGUAACAUACUGCCUGCGUAGAUGCUGAUGCUGUUAGUGUAGUCCGGAUGAUAUGCAUACACAUUGUUUAGUUGACGUCUAUUACAGCUGCUUUACGUUAGAUAAUUCUUUCAUUCUUUUAUCAUUGAUGAGAACAAUGACUCAAUGAAAAAAAUAAGCAUAUGUGUUCCCCUCA